GGCAUAUAUCCCUGUGUGACACGGAGACCAGCAAAGCGGUAGCAGCCUGUGGCCAUGUUGGAUUCGAACACAAGUAAUGUUUGAAGCAGUGAUCAUUUAAAUCAAUAUUUGUCUGAAACAUUUCACCAUGUCUUCAAUGACCACAAGAGCACGCUCAGUGGAGCGGCAGGCCAGUGUAAUGUCAGACGGAGGCAGAAGAAUAUUUACUACUAGUGACUCCAUUGACAGUAUUGUUGCUGAGUUGCUGAGUGGGGAAAAAUAUGCAGCUAGCUGCCAACUUGCUGGCUUGCCAAAAACUAACCAAGAGGAAAGCAUCUUGUACGAAACUGUGGUUUCAAGGCCACAAUCUUUAUGUAACAAUACAGAUGAGAGCAAUUGCGAGAACUGCAAAUCGUAUUUUCCAUUGCUGAAAAGCUUCAUUCUGCACUUGGAAAGUUGCCACAAAAACAAAGUAUCAAGGUAUAGAUGUGAACUGUGUACGGUGGAGUUCGAUAGCGCACUCACGCUUGCAAUGCAUUCACUCUUACAUGUUGCUGGAAAGAACAUAAUACGAGAAGGCGUGGAGAACAGUUGUACGUUAGCAGUGCCAGCACAAGAUCCUCACUCUCAGAGCGAUUCGCCUGCCAACGAGCAGUGCUCAGGCUCAAAUGAAAGUGGACAGAUUGCUGGAAACCCUUUAAUAUCUAACCUGCUUGAAAACGUCUCCGUGCAGCCUGGAACUGCAACAGAGAAUGUAAGCUCCUCCUUCCGAGUAACACGGAGAAGAGGAAGGCUUCAGAGAAGUGUUGCCCAGGAAACAGUUAUUGAGUCACCGCCAGAUUCAAGAAGCCAAGUAGUUGCAUCGGAUAAAGAUGGCGAUGCUGGAUUCCAACCCUCUUUUGUAAAUCUCAGCUCUGGCGUAGACAUUGCCACCAGCAACCGAAUAGGCCAAGUUGUUUCUGCUUUGCUGCCUGCGUUGCAAGAAAGGCUCUGCGAAGUCUCUCAGCCUCAGCCUGAUAUUCAGUUAACUGAUGAUGUCAUCAGACCAAGAGGAUCUGGUACCCCCAUUCAAAAUAGCGAAGGCCUCAAAAGAGACAUUCAGUUUGGAAUGGAACAAGAAAAAAACUACCAAGAGACGUUGAAGAAGGAAAUCGUAGAUGCGUCUUCCGUUGUGGGGAUAGCUGUCUCCCUUGAAUGUCAAAGCCAUGUUCCUAGCUCGCAAGAAGACCAUCCAGAGGGAAUAGGAGACCAACAUUCGGACAGUUUUUCAGAACAAAAAGCACAGGCAAAAGCAAAUGCACGAAAGAAAAGAAAUGCAAGAAACCAAUGCAUAGUUUGCCUGGAGACCUUUAUUUCCAAAGAAUUGCUCCGAAGUCACCGAUAUUCUCAUGGUGAUCAAGAUAAAUGGGUUUGUCCUGAUUGCAGUAGAGAGUUUUCUAGUCACUGGAAGUACCAGGACCAUUGCCUAAAAGUGCAUGAUAAUAAAAAGCCGUUCAAAUGCGAUCAAUGUGACAAGUGUCUUUCCUCAUUCACAAUAUUGGCGACGCAUAAAGGGCUUCAUUCCGGAGCUAGGCCAUACGAGUGUGAAUUGUGUGGAAAGCGAUACUUAGUUGCUGCUGGGCUUAAGGAUCAUAUGACUGCGCAUAAGAAUCAAAGGGAGCACCGGUGCCCUGACUGCGGAGCCGGCUUCAAUGCUAAGGGUGAUCUGAAGAAACACAUGGUGACGCACAUGGCAGAGAAGCCUCACUGUUGUCCUGUCUGCAACACAGGCUUCAAUAGGUCUGCCUCCCUUAGGCGACACAUGAGGUCCCACACGGGGGAGAAGCCAUUCAAGUGUGAUUUAUGCGAAAAGGCCUUCAGCCGAAAGGAAAAGAUGCACGAGCAUCGUAGAACACACACAGGAGAACGCCCUUUGGUCUGCACCACUUGCGGAAAAGCAUUCAAAGAUUCUAGCAAUUUUAGCAACCAUAAGAAAAUCCAUUUGGCUGGUUACAUUCCCCGUAAACGCAAGCGCAAUGCUAGCAGCAGACCGGAGAACAUUAACUCCGUAGUAAUCCCACACAGUCAACCAACAACAUCAGCCUUAGUAACUGACAUGAACCCGGCACUUGCAAAUUUGAUAAGCCAUAAGGCUAAUUCUGAGGCCAUCACUGGGAAGGAUAAUACACUUAAGGAAUUUGCCACAAUUUCCACCACACUCGAGGACCUUCAGUCAGCUGGACAGGAAUGGCUUCGUCAUGUUCUUGCCGCUAAUUAUGAUCAGAUAGACAUCCGUAGUUUGAUUAAUGCGCAGGCAGGCGUUGCUGUUCCAGGGAGCAUAUUUAACCUUUCUGCAGAUGAUGUAAGGUCAUUGCAAACGAUCAUCAAUGGUGUACAAACGAGAGGUGCUAGUGGACCAGUCCAAAACCGUUCUCAAGUCAGAGAAAAUUCAAACUUGACUAUGAGUGAUGAUAGCAGUAUAGAUGUGGAUAGCCAGAAUAUGGAUGCACUGGUGAAUGUCACUGCUGAUAACAUGCUUUACAUUGCCAUGAAUAGAAGUCCACAAACUCCAGAGGCUCCAGUUUAUCAGAAGGAGACAUACAUUUGUGGUGGGUGCAAAUUGUCUUUCAAAACAUUACGAGCCUUGAAUAGGCAUAGAUGUAACCAUCCAAAAAAGAUGCGCAAAGAUGAGAAAGAGGCAGAAAGUCCUGUUGAGCAGCAGCCAUUUGAAGCACCUGUAUCCGGUGAUAGAAGCACUAAAGUCCUUGAUCAAGAAAUACAACAAGCAGGCAAGUUAAAAGUGACCCAAAAUUCAUAUCAGUGUUCUGAUUGUGGAAAGACCUAUGUUAAACAGAAUUGCUUCAGGAAGCAUGUGGCAAACCACAAGGGCAAGAAACCCUGGCAAUGCUUUCGUUGUGGCAAAGAAUUAAAAUCAGCAAUUAAACUCAAGGAGCAUUGUCUGGAACAUGGGAUAUCAAAGCCUUUUAAAUGCUCAAAGUGCUCGAGUUUCUUUGCUACCAUUGAAAUAUUGCGUGUCCAUGAUCGCACACACACAGGCGAACGACCAUUUAUUUGCAAAGAAUGCGGAAAGUGUUUCAAACAGAGCAGCAAUCUGCAGGACCAUUUACGUAAACACAAAAAUGAGAGAGCCUUUAUCUGUGGCACUUGUGACAAGUCUUUUAAUCUCAAAGGAGACCUGACAAAACACUUGCUUCUUCAUAGUGGUGCAAGGCCCUUCAGCUGCGCGUAUUGCGAGAAAUCUUUCCCAGGUGUAAGCAAUUUGAACAGACAUAUGGCAACCCAUACAGGAUUAAAACCCUUUACUUGCUCGAAUUGUGGCAAGUCCUUUGCACGAAAAGAGAAGCUGAAAGAGCACGAGAGGAUCCACACAGGAGAAAGACCAUUCACUUGUGACGUAUGUGGUAAAACUUUUUCAGAUUCAGGAAACUUUUCAAACCACAAAAAAGGCCAUCUUGCUCCUGAAUCUGCAAAAUGGAGGUUAUAUCCAAAAAAGCAACGCUCGGCUUCUUUAGAGAGCUCUUUAAAUACCCACGAAGAUGGCACAUCUGAGCAAGGCACUUCCAAUGGAAGCCUAGUUAACUCUAAUGAUUUUAACCAAAGGCAGGUAACUUUUUCGCUUCCAAACAACUUGCUAUGUCUUUUAGGCCAGCCGAAUACAAGUGCCAUGUUAUAUUGUAUUGCUAAACCAGUUCAAGAAAUUUUACCAAAAAGCUCUGGCCAAUCAGCGGAAAACCAGCCUUUUAUGUUGCAGCUUCAAAAUUUAUCUGAAAAUUUAAAGCCGUUUCCAGAUACUUGUGAUGCAGAAGGAACUUCACUGGAAAGUUCAGGUGCUGAUUGCAGUAACCAGGAACAUGCAGGAACUGAGAUGGAAGUCUCUUUAACAAUUGAACCCAUGAAGGUUGAUUCAACUGUGCUUAAAACUGGUGGUGAUGAUGAUAUCGAAGGAACGAGUUCCUUCCUUUACGAGUCACUUUCACCCUCUGAUUUGAGUUCUGGAAAUAAAGCGUUUGAAACUCCAAGCAAAAUUUUGUCAGAAUUACGGCCGAUUUUCAAUGACAGUGUUCUCAAAAGCCUUAAAAGUCCAUGCAAGGUGAUAUCUUCAGACAGCAUUCUUACCCCAGUCUUGCAGAAAGACUUACAAAUUAUUUCCACCGGCCAAACAGGCAAAUCUGGGGCAAUCAGUUCUGCUGUUUUGGCGCUGAUUGAUGCCAGCACAGAGAAUGCUGACCAUGAACAGCCUCAGAGCGGUAUAAAUGGAGAUUCGGGGAGUGAAGCUCCAGUCGACCUUGUGGAUGAUUCAGAAGAGCAGCAGCCUUCAACGUCAUUCUCAAAUUACCACCCGCAGAACUUCUUGCAAACUUUUGGCCUGAGUGCCAGUAGCGAGCUGCCAGAGCACGUUUGUGCGGCAGUAUUAACCUUAAAUGAUCUAACGAAGGUGGAAGACACCCAGGGCUACAGUCUCCACCCAGCUUACAUCAUGACUACAGACAUGGACAAUGAGGUCAGGAGAAGUGUGGAGAAGUUGCUUGCCACACCCACAAAGAUGCUCCCUGAAGAAGAUGGUAGUUUGAUUACUGCAAAAGCCUUUUCUCAAGUACUCGUAACUCCUGAUCAUUCUGCAAGCAAGAAGCAUUCUGUCAUUGACAGAAGUAAAGUGAAACCGCGGGCAUUGCAGCUUUAGUUUAACAAUCUUCAAGAAACAGUAGCCGUUAGUUGUUCAAGCUCAUAAAUGUUGCGAAAGAUUGCAAAGUAAAGGCCUGGUGCCAUUUUUUUCAAAUCGCAACGUGAGGACAAAUUAUCAGCUAAAUUUUGGUUCAAUCAAUAAAGUGCUAUGUUGAUUUUGAAGUUUUAACUUCUUUUUAUUAGAAAGAGUUGUUUAAUUGUC
Rhopilema esculentum is the source of this 4864-nucleotide messenger RNA. NCBI's taxonomy places the organism in Eukaryota, Metazoa, Cnidaria, Scyphozoa, Rhizostomeae, Rhizostomatidae. The record is from RefSeq and is a predicted model, not a curated record.